Suillus subaureus is the source of this 892-nucleotide messenger RNA. RefSeq lists its product as uncharacterized. The annotation marks the transcript as partial. The transcript is spliced from 3 exons. Lineage: Eukaryota; Fungi; Basidiomycota; Agaricomycetes; Boletales; Suillaceae. The record is from RefSeq and is a predicted model, not a curated record.
CGACUGUAGGCAGGAUUAGAAUAUUCAGAUCUGCUAUGACCGUAUCAUGAGUUUCCCAGAGGGGUAUGAGACGAAGGUUGGGGAGAGGGGCGUGAGACUGAGUGGAUGUGAGAAGCAGCGCGUGGUAAUCGCUAGGACCAUAGUGAAGAAUACGAGGGUGCCGCUUUUGGAUUAGGCUACUAGUGCGUUGGAUGGUGCGUACAGGGAGCUCCUUCAACUUAAUGGCCUCUUUGCAUCCAUGUAGCAGGUCAGAUCAGCGCGUCCAAAAAUCCCAGCUGGAUACAACAUCGAUGACGAUGCACCCGUCGUCGGCAUUCCCGAAUUUGAAACGCGCAGCACAGCAGUCGAAGAGCGCAUAGUCGUUGAUUCUCCCCAAGUCGUUCUAGCAUCCCUACAAGCCAAACCACAUGUACCUAUAUCAUCCCCCGUAUCCGACGAUGCACCCCAAGCCUUCUCAACGACAGCACCCACGUCCGAUGCGCCUUCCAUUCACAGUUAUCCAGAGUGUUCAGUCGUACCUGCGCAUGGACAAGACGCGAGUGUUACGUUUGGCGCAUAAGUGACCACGCCUCCACGGACGGGUUUCCCUGCACAUAAGAGAGCGCUUUCGACGCAUAAUUUCCAGAGACUUGCGAGAAGAUAAGUCUCAGCGGUGAAGCUCCGAAAUUGCCUGGGGUUUGACACCGGGACGUGAGCUUGCGAGAGGCAAGUAGUAUGACGAGCAGCGGGAGUGGUGGUACCAUGGUCUGGGAUGUUGGUCUGUUGCAGUGGGCAGGUGGAAUUCUAGCGCUAGAAUAUAGAAAGGAGAAUGAAGACACAAGUCAUGCAAUUGAUGAUAUGAAUUAUAUAGUAGAGUAUGUAGUACCAACUCAGAUGUGCAACAUAUCCUCGA